GUCCCAAACUAGAUGUCAAGCUCAGCUGUGCUUGGGAAAGCAUUUUCCAAGAUGGUGUUUAUUUGGUUGCAUUGUUUACUAUAUUUAAGCAAAAAUUACUAAUAUGGAUACGAACAAAUUGAAAAAUGCUGGCUAUACUAACAGAUUUGCUGACUAUUUUGUUAUUUGCGGCCUCGAUUUGAGUUCUGGUCUUGAACCAGACAAUUUCGCAGGCGAUAAUUUGCAACAAACACCUUUGGAAAGACCGUAUAAGUGCAAAGUACUCGGUCACUACCCAGAAAAUGUUUCUUGGAAUCCAUUCGAUUUCAAUGCGGUUUGCAUGUUGAGCCUGCCGCAUGGUCUACAGUUCCACACUCAGAAGCACAUUCUCGAGCCGAAAUUCCAUAGUUUUGUGAUAACCAAAGAGGAUGGCCGCCGCACCUAUGGCUCCAGCUAUGUCUUCUUCGAAGAAGUCAGCAACAGAAAGAUAUGCAGUGCUAUGCAAACGUUGCAAGCAAUGCACUGGGCGGAGCUGUCGAGCGGUCAGUCGCCGGCGACGAAGCCGCGUCCGCUGGACCACAACACGCGGUCACUACCGCGCCACUUCAAGCUGACCGCACACCGACCCAAGGCGGCACAGAGCUACUAUGACCACGCCAAAGACACGCUCUACGUCACCAAGAGCAUCUCUCUCAUAUCGCAGGUGCCCUACGUGCAUGCCAGCCGACUCUUCCUAUCAGGACUCUAUAGAUGUUGGAAAGAUCAGCACCACAUCAGCGUGGACAGCUACGUGUACAACCUGCUCUAUCAGGUGACAGUGCCGCAACCUGGUCGCAGCCUGUCGUUCCACUGCUACCCUGAUUGCACGACGACCAUCCAGCGGCCCAGUGCCAUCGAGGAACUGCCUCUCUUCGACUUCCCGCUGCGCGAGCUGUUCGGCAUGCUCUCUGUCGAGUCAGUGCUACAGCUAUUCACCUGUCUGCAGCUCGAGAAUCAGAUACUGCUUUGCUCGUCUGAAUACCAGAAACUGAUGCUAGUAGCUGAGUCGAUGCUGUGUCUACUAUUUCCUUUUACGUGGCCUCACGUAUACGUGCCCAUACUGCCAGCCUCUCUGCAGCAUUUCCUAGACGCCCCUGUUCCUUUCAUUAUGGGUCUUCAUAGUAGAGAAAAUCGAAUCAAUAUACCUAGCGAGGCAAAUCUGUGUUAUGUAGACUUGGACACUAAGGUGAUGCAGUUACCCGAAGAAUUGCCUUCGUUCCCACAAAAAGCAGAAUUUAUAGCUGAAAUUAAUGACCUGCUAUGUAAAUAUAAAGUUAGCUGUGAUGUUGACAAGAACUCGAAUAGUCUAACCAACUCGCCAUGCUGCGACAAGCCAAGCUCAGGUGUGGGUGGAGGGGACAUAAUGACGACUAGUUGCACUCUGCCCUCCUCGACGUGGCGACCUCGCAAGCACUCGUGGGCCAACGACCUCGACGAGGACGCCAACCACUACGAGUCGAGUGGCUCGGACACGCUCAGGCGCAUCAUAUCGCUCGCCAGGAAAACUAGGGUAAGUUUGGAGGGAAUCGGCUCGUUGGACUGGGAUGGAUAUGCGGAGCCAGAUGUUGACGACAAUGACGCAGAGCACAUUUUGGACGAAGAAGGCCAGUACACCCAGGAACUGCUCUUCAAUAACGCUUUAAGAGAAAUAUUUCUCAAUAGAUUUGUACAUAUAUUUUCAAACUACGAAAACUUCGUCAUUCAACCCAGUCAAGACAGAGAACAGUGGAUGAACGAGCGCGAAUCGAUGCAGAACUUUGACAAGGCGACGUUCCUGUCGGACCAGCCGCAACAACACCAGCCGUUCCUGUCGCGCUUCAUCGAGACGCAAAUGUUCGCGACGCUGGUUGACAACAAGAUCAUGAGCGCCUGGAUGAAGGUCGAGCCCAACCUGCGCGUGUUCGAGCGACGCAUCAAGCUGCUGCGCAAACGCUACUGCGACGGCGCAGUGCGCACGGCCCACCACGAGGCCUGUCGAGAACAUCGCUACUGCGACUGCGCAGUGCGCAUGUCUCACUACGAGGCCUGUCUCAGCAUCAACGACUCGGAGAGGCUGCUUGAGAAGCGCAUGGCCAGUGUUGAUGUGGAGGUGGCAGCGCCUCAGGAGUUGUUGUCCAAUCACGUGACACGUAACACGAGGGCUGGAUUUCCGUUGCUUGAUUCCACGCUGCUCAAUCAGGAGCUCGCUCAGCGGAGCAGACGACAGAGGAACGUGAGCAAACAGCUGACACACAGCGUGUCGUCGGUGUCGCUGGACGAGUUGGACAGUGGGUGCGAGGUGGCGCCCAGGCAGCAGCCUCCGCCACAACACCACCUCAAGUCGCUGCCUCGGGCUAAGUCUCGCAGCAGCGAGGCCAAGCCGCUGGGCUCGGCCACCCUGGCGCCAACUCCCUCGCUGCACCCACACACCACCCCAGACAUGAGUCCCGCGCUCAUCGCGCAGACCAACUGGAAUUUCGUCGAAACCCUGCUCAAGGAUUGUAAAGCAAAGACAAAGCGAAUGUUGGUUGAAAAGAUGGGAAUGGAAGGAGUGGAACUGGGCAAUACUGGACAAACUUCGUUGGUUGAAGAGAACACCCUGAUUGCUAGUCUCUGUGAUUUGCUUGAAAGAAUUUGGUCCCAUGGACUACAAGCUAAACAGGGUAAAUCGGCAUUAUGGGCGCACCUAAUGAACUUUCAAGAACUUGAAGACUGUGACGACUCGAACAAAUCAAUAGAUCCUAAUUUUUUAACUCCUGACUUGUCUUCUCCUGCAAUGGACAGAUCACCGCUUGUGAAAUCAAAUCGAAGCAGAUCGGAGACUAGAACCAGUUCCAGACAGUUCCAGAGCCACGACGAGAGUGUUGGACAACCAUUUCUCAGGCCGUUACCUUGUAGCUUGACUUAUGACUUGAGAUGCAUUCAAUCAAUGGCCGAAAUAAAGACGCAAAUAGGAUACGCUAGAGCAUUUGUUCGGCUGUCUCUUGAGAAGAAGGUUCUUUCCCGACAUCUGAAAACUCUUCUAGCCGAUUCUGCUUUGUUGAAAAGUCAGUACAAGAGAUAUGCAUUUCUAAGGUGCGAGGAAGAGAAAGAACAGUUCCUGUAUCAUCUACUCACAUUGAACGCUGUUGACUAUUACUGUUUCACCAAUACCUACACAAAUACAAGAAUGCUGUACAGAGUAGCAAUUUUUCCUACAAGGAAAAGCAGCGCAUCAAGCACAACAGCAAAUUGUUGGGUGGCUGUAUCUGGCAGUAAUGGAGAAACCCAGCAGCUGCCUGUUCCUAAAGGAGCGCUACAUUUCACGUUCUCGCAUAGGAAUCUCGGUUUGUUGACAACUUUGAGGAUAGGCCAUGACAAUUCAGGACUGAGUCCCAAAUGGAUGGUUGAGCAUGUCAUUGCCAGGAAUGAGGUUACCGGACAUACUUACCUGUUCCCGUGCGGACGCUGGCUGGGACGGGGCGUGGACGACGACUCGACGGAGCGCCUGCUGGUGGGGGAAAAGUUGGCAGGGGCAGGGGAGGGGGGACGCCACCCCAGCUGCUCCAAUUCGGGGUCCAACAGUCCGCGCGUCAGGAGUCCCAGUGUGCCUCCGCCAAGGCGUUCGCUCCCUAUCGCCGACGUUCAGCAUAUGCUCGGUGAUUGUUUGAACCGGAUCGUGAAAUACUUCUACAGAGCUCAAGCCAAAGAUGGGCCUAACAGUUCACUAACCAUGCUACUGUGUGGUGAAAAUGGUCUAGUCUAUUGUCUGGAACAUGUUUUCUUUCAUGGGUACAAAUCUAUAAGACUGUUUGGCCGUAAUCUCUAUGUAUGGGACUUCAUAGAACGCGUCAAAGACGAAAAAGAGCACAAUAUUAGACGGAGUGAUAUUGUCGGCUACUACUGCCACUUAGUUGAUAGGAUACAAAGCUACAGUAACGCACUAGGCAAGGAUGGACGAUUUCAGCAGUUUGUCUGCGUUUCAAUAAGAGACAGGAAGCUAGAUCUGUGCAUCGAACACGUGAUGGCAGACUCUCAAGCUGUGUUGGACAUGUAUGAGGAACAUUCAUUCCUUCGUGACCCAAAUCUCAGAAUGUACCUCACACAAAUGCUCUACUCAUUGAAUGAGUUCGAUAUAGUAUUGGAGAAGUCUCUCACUCAAGGAAUAUCUGCUUUCAGAUAAAUCUCAUUUUAAUUUUAAGGUAAUUAUUGUUAUUGCUCUCGUGUUCCUCUAAAUCCAUUAGAUAUUAUAAUUCAGAACUAUUUUGCCCUGUUGCACAAAAUCCUGUUGAAUUUUAAUUAUAAUUAAAUGCCACGAGAAACCAUCAGAGAAUGUUUUUUUAUAUUAAGGCUCCUCUGAUGGGUACUCGUGACAGUUAAUCACGAUUAAACUUCAACAGGCUUUUGUGCAACCGGGACAGUGAAUUAUAUGAAUGUUAUGUGACAUUUUUCGAAAGAGAUAAUUUGUUAUCGAAUGUAUAGGUAAUUUAAGUUUAAAACACGCAUAAGAUUGAAGCCAGUAUAAAUAUUACUUCUCUGAAAUCUCUCCCAUACUUUUCAAUUAAUUACUGAUGUACUUUCAUUACUUACGAACAGUUCAAUCAAAUCAUUGUACAAUAAGUUGGUUGAUUUGCUAAUAUUGUAAAGCAAUUGAUGUUUUGUUUCAAAUGUAUCAAAUCAAAUAGGUUUUAUUUAGCAUGAUCAAUUUACAAAAUUCAUAAAAUUCAGCAUCUUUAGAGUAAAAAAACUGUAGUUAGGGUGAAAUAUGUAUUCAUGAAUACAAUUACAAAUCAUAUUAAUAUAGAUAUGACUGCUCAGCCCAAAAUUGCUCUACUCCCAAAUUUUAUAAAUAGAAAAAUUUCCAAAACAUAAGUUAUAUUUUCACUGCUAAGAAUUUGAGUUGAAAAUGAAAAUUUAGAAGUUCUUAUUAGCCUAUCGCAUUCUUGAAAUAUAUGAGGUAGACUCUUACACUAUAUCAUCAUACUUUUUCUUGUAAAAUGUUCAUCCUCACAUGAACUGUGAUCCAAAAUUGUAUCAAAUACCAUAUUUACAAAAUCUGGACGCACUUCAAAGCACUGGUCUCCAUCUUCAGCAAUGGUUACUCAAGAAACAUCAGGGUAGGCCUAUCCUAAAGAGCUGAUGUCACACUCUUCAAUUAAUUAGUAUACUUUUAACAUCAAUAAUAGUUUUUUGAAAAAUUGGCUGAAUAUAUUUUUUUGAAUUUUUUAGGGUUAUUGUAGUGAUCCUGUUGUUAAUUCUUGUUAAGACUCAUUGAAAAUGCUUUGUUUCAUUUGCAGAUUGAACAAAAUGGAAUAAAACUAAUGAACAAGAUGGUUGUUAAUAACUUUAUGGCAGCAAAAUAUGACAAAUUAGAAUGUAUGGUUAAAACUAAUUGUAUCAGUGAUCUUGUAAAUAGUUGUAAGUUAAUUUAGUUUGUCCUUGUCUUUCAUUUCGUUUUCGAGAUAGCAUUUUUUAUAUUCUGUGAUAGAUCAACGUAAAUGAUAUUUCCUAAUGUUUGAUUCUAGUCAUUAGUUUAGAUGUUGGAAAGUAUCUGUCUAAUACCUAAGUCUUGAAUGUAUAUCAAAGAUGUGAAUGUUUCACAUAGAUUAUAUUCAUUUUUGUAAAAAA
Messenger RNA from Nilaparvata lugens (brown planthopper), 5604 nucleotides. It is a transcript of the gene pns, whose product is annotated as DENN domain-containing protein 5B. The transcript has 22 exons. The coding region runs from base 104 to 4159 and encodes 1351 amino acids. NCBI's taxonomy places the organism in Eukaryota, Metazoa, Arthropoda, Insecta, Hemiptera, Delphacidae. The record is from RefSeq and is a predicted model, not a curated record. Gene Ontology annotation, molecular function: small GTPase binding; guanyl-nucleotide exchange factor activity.